AUGGGUAGGGCUUUCCUCGAUUUUAUUGAGCACCUGUUCUUCCAAUUGAGAAGUAACUCCGAUAUCUGUUUUCAGCGAGAGUCUCUAAGCCACGUACCAUUAUUAAGAGAAAUAAAACAAAACGAACCUAUGGAUUUCAAAAAUUAUUUAAGAAUGGAUAGUGCAACUUUUGGUAAAUUAUUAUCCAUGGUAAAAAAUGGAUUAACAAAACAACACACUGCUAUGAGAGAGCCAAUUUCUCCAGAACAACGUCUUACAGCCACACUUCGAUUUCUAGCAACAGGGAGAUCUUAUGAAGAUCUAAAAUAUUCUGUAGGAAUAUCCGCACAAGCAUUAGGAUACCUUAUACCGGAAACAUGUGCUGUAAUUUUUGAGGAAUUAAAGCAAGAAUAUUUAAAGUUUCCAACAUGCAAAGAAGAUUGGAGAAGUAUCGCAUCCGGUUUUGAAUCCCGAUGGAAUUUUCCUAACUGUGCAGGAGCCCUAGACGGAAAGCAUAUCCAAAUAGUACCACCACCAAGAACAGGUGCUCUGUAUUAUAACUAUAAAAAAUUUUAUAGUGUUAUUCUGAUGGCGUUAGUGAAAGCGAAUUGCGAGUUUAUUUAUGUUGACGUUGGAAAGCAAGGCAGAAUGUCAGACAGUGCCGCUUUCGAAUGGACUUCAUUUUAUAAAAAACUGCUUACAGAUGUGGAACUGGUUUCCCUCUCAAAAAGGAAACAUGGUAAAGCAUCCAUAGAAGCUAAGAAUAAUAGAGAUAAAUACUGCGAAUAUUUUAAUCAUAAAGGAAAACUUGAUUGGCAAGAUAAAAUGAUCGAAGCUGGUAAAGCAUAG
This is a messenger RNA of Anthonomus grandis grandis, 828 nucleotides long. RefSeq lists its product as uncharacterized. The record is from RefSeq and is a predicted model, not a curated record. Lineage: Eukaryota; Metazoa; Arthropoda; Insecta; Coleoptera; Curculionidae. The transcript is spliced from 5 exons. The coding region runs from base 1 to 828 and encodes 275 amino acids.